Messenger RNA from Funneliformis geosporum, 2151 nucleotides. The record is from the annotation of a GenBank genome assembly. NCBI's taxonomy places the organism in Eukaryota, Fungi, Glomeromycota, Glomeromycetes, Glomerales, Glomeraceae.
AUGAUCCGUUUACAAUCAUAUAGAAAAUCUCUUAGAAUAUUUGAUAGAAAGUUUAGUUUAUUAGCUAAAUCAUUUAAUAAUAAAAUAUUAUUUAAUGUAAGACGUUAUGUUAGUGUUGUUACUGUGAACCCAGCAGACCUUUCGCAAAAUGUAAACUCCGCUGAAAUAAACCGACUUCAAAGACUUCGUAAUAUAGGUAUAAGUGCACAUAUUGACUCAGGAAAAACAACAUUAACUGAACGCGUUCUUUAUUAUACUGGAAGAAUAAAAGCAAUACAUGAGGUUCGAGGAAAAGAUGGUGAAGGAGCAAAAAUGGAUAGCAUGGAAUUAGAAAGAGAGCGCGGUAUUACAAUCCAAUCUGCGGCCACCUAUUGUAAUUGGAAAUGGCAAGAUCAUGGGGAUUAUAAUAUUAACAUUAUUGAUACUCCAGGACAUGUUGACUUUACAAUUGAGGUUGAACGUGCACUAAGGGUUCUUGAUGGUGCCGUUUUAGUUUUAUGUGGUGUUGCAGGUGUUCAAGUGAGUGUUAGUUAUUUUAUUGUCCCUCGCAUAUCAUUUAUUAAUAAAUUAGAUCGAGUUGGUGCAAAUCCAUUCAAUAUAAUUGAACAAAUUCGACAAAAAUUGAGAAUAACCGCGGCUGCUGUACAAAUUCCAAUAGGACUCGAAGACAACUUAAAAGGUGUUGUCGAUUUAGUAAAAUGGCAGGCUGUUUAUAAUGAAGGAAAUCGCGGUGAAAAGGUGGUUGAAAAAGAUAUUCCAGAGGAUCUGAUAGAAUUUUCUAUGAAAAAACGUCAAGAAUUAAUUGAAACUCUUGCAGAUAUAGAUGAUCAAAUUGCAGAAAUUUAUCUAAAUGAAGAGAAUCCUACCUCACAACAAUUAAUGGACGCAAUAAGGCGCGUGACAAUUGCAAACAAGUUUACACCUGUUUUAAUGGGAUCCGCAUUUAAGAAUACUGGGGUACAACGCGUGUUAGAUGCCGUGUGUGCUUAUCUUCCUAAUCCUUCUGAAGUGGAAAAUAGUGCUUUAGAUAUAAAUCGUAAAGAAGCCGUUGUUCCUCUUAUUCCUUAUUCGAAAAAUCCUUUUGUGGGUUUAGCUUUUAAAUUGGAAGAUGGGAGAUUUGGUCAAUUGACAUAUAUAAGAGUUUAUCAAGGAUCUUUAAAAAAAGGUUUUACAGUGACUAAUACCAAGACUUUAAAGAAAGUUAAGAUUCCAAGGCUUGUUCGUAUGCAUUCUAAUGAAAUGGAGGAUGUAAAUGAAGUUGGUGCCGGAGAAAUAUGUGCAAUGUUUGGAGUUGAAUGUUCCUCUGGUGAUACAUUUACCGAUGGCACUAUUGCUUAUACUAUGACAUCAAUGUUUGUUCCAGACCCCGUGAUCUCAUUAGCAAUUAAACCUAAAAUCAAAGAUGCUCCAAAUUUUUCAAAAGCAUUAAAUAAGUUCCAGCGCGAAGAUCCGACAUUUCGUGUAACAUAUGAUUUAGAAAGCAAGGAAACUAUUAUAUCAGGAAUGGGGGAAUUACAUUUAGACAUUUAUAUUGAACGUAUGAGAAGAGAAUAUAAUGUUGAUUGUGUAACUGGCAAACCACAAGUGGCUUUUCGAGAAACUAUAACAUCAAAGUCCAAAUUUGAUUAUACUCAUAAAAAACAAACCGGUGGUGCUGGACAAUAUGGUAAGGUUGUUGGAUAUAUUGAACCUAUGCCUAUUGUUGAAGAUGAAGAAGAACAAUUGACUAGCUUUGAAAAUCGAGUUGUUGGUGGACAUAUUCCAACUCAAUUUAUACCAGCUGUCGAAAAGGGAUUUUAUGAUGCUUUAGAAAAAGGAGGAUUAAUUGGACAUCCAGUAAAAGAUGUUCGAUUUGUUCUUUUAGAUGGACAACAUCACGCAGUAGAUUCUUCCGAAUACGCUUUUCGUUUAGCAGCACAAUAUGCAUUUCGAGAAGCUUUUUUAAAAGCAAAUCCUGUUAUAUUAGAACCUAUAAUGAAUGUAUCAGUGACAUCGCCAAUUGAAUUUCAAGGAACCGUUAUUGGAAAUUUAAAUAAACGCAAAGGGACUAUUUUAGAUACUGAUGUACAUGAAGAUUAUUUUGUAGUUACUGCUGAAGUUUCUCUAAAUAAUAUGUUUGGUUAUUCUAGCGACUUGAGAAGUGCUACACAG